Molecule: messenger RNA, 1901 nt
Organism: Sphaerulina musiva SO2202
Lineage: Eukaryota; Fungi; Ascomycota; Dothideomycetes; Mycosphaerellales; Mycosphaerellaceae
Product: glycoside hydrolase family 28 protein
Exons: 3
Coding region: 12-1484 (490 amino acids)
Biological process (GO): carbohydrate metabolic process
Molecular function (GO): polygalacturonase activity
Source: RefSeq, a predicted model, not a curated record
GUCUUAAUAUCAUGGCUGGUAUUGUUGCACGACUCUUGGCAUUCUCCCAAGCUCCGUUGGUUGCUCAGAACGCUUCUAAUACUCACGAUCUUGCUCCAGCUAGGACAACUGCCACAAGUUCCAGUGGUUCCGAAGCUUCCGCAGCUUCACAGAGCCCUCAAGAAUGCAAUUCGGAUCGGUAUGAUCCAUAUGUCUGUGAGUGCCUAGGUCAUAAUGGCUGUUGGUUUCCCUCAGAGGUGCACGAAGGCCCGCCGUACUCACAUGAUGAGCCGUGGCCGGAGAGGUCCAUCACCUGUAAUAUUCCUGCAGGCAAUGAUCCCAAGGGCAAUGAUGCUCCCGCCAUCAUCAAGGCAUUUCACGACUGUCGAGAGAACGGCCACAUUAUCUUCGAGAAUGCGACUUACUACAUUGGUACCAAAAUGAACACGACGGGACUCAAGGACGUUACCGUAGAGCUCCGAGGCACCAUGCUCUGGAACACAGACAUUCCAUAUUGGCUCGCAAACUCCAUGCCCAUCGGCUUCCAAAACCAAACCGCAGCCUGGCAUCUCGGCGGCGAGAACCUCCACUUCUACGGCAACGGACAUGGAACUCUCCACGGCAACGGCCAAGUCUGGUACGACUAUAACAAAGGCGAAAGCAACCUCCACGGCCGACCGCAUUCCAUCCUCAUCACCAACACCAAAAACGCCGUCAUCGAAGGCCUCAACUUCCUCCAACCCCAAAUGUGGGCCAUGACAGUCGCCCGCUCCGAAAAAGUUCUCCUCCAAGACAUUUACGUCAACGCCACCAGCGCCGACGGCAAUCGCAAUUUCCGCUCCAACGUCAACACCGACGGCGUCGAUACCGUGUACACCAACAACAUCACAUUUCUCCGCUGGACAAUCGACAACGGCGACGAUAGCAUCAGCAUGAAACAAAAUUCCACAAAUAUUUAUAUUUCCAAUUGCACGUUUUACAACGGUCAAGCUCUCGCCAUGGGUAGCAUCGGACAAUAUCCGGGCCAGAUUGAAGUCAUUGAAAAUGUCACGGCGACGGAUAUUCGAUGUGUGAAUACCGGGUAUGCGGGAAGAGUCAAGUCGUGGACGGGGAAGAAUAAGGGUUUCCCUCCGAAUGGAGGCGGGGCCGGGAAGGGUUGGGCGAGGAAUAUUACGUUUAUGAAUUUUACGCUCGAGGAUGUUAAUCUUGCGUGGGCGAUUUCGCAAUGUACUUCUUAUAAUCGUGCGAGAGGGGAUUGUAAUUCUUCUGAUUUUCAGAUCUCCUCCCUACACUGGGGCCGCACCCAUGGAACCCUCAAAGGCGACCGCAUCGCCACGCUCCAAUGUUCCGCCUCAGCACCCUGCAGCAACAUCCAUCUCUUCGACAACGACCUCUACGCUCUCGAUCAACAUCUCAAACCCGCAGACUCGUACUUGUGCGAACAAGUCGUGAAUCCUACGGGAUUCAAUUGUACCGGUCCGUGUGCGGGGCAAUGUCCUCAUUGAAUUACCUAUUCUUCUAUCAUUUUGUGGAGGUUUCUGACGUUUGGAGUUUGGUUUUUUUUUAUGGAGGAACAGCGAUGCGGCAGAGAAAUGGUGCGUUGGGGGGGAUGGUUUCGAUGGGGUUUUUGGUGGCGGGGUUUGGUGGGUGUUCUGGUUUGGGAGUGGUGCUGCUUCUUAGUGUGGUGGUACAAAUGUUGGUGUAAAAAAGAAAGAAAUCUCCUGUCUCCACUGACGAAGAAGGGACUCGAGGGGAAUUUAAGCGGGUGAAAAAGCAUGCCGAGAGCAAAGAAGUUGGCGUGGAUACGUCUUCUUUUUUCUUUGCUAUCAGGCUGUGUGGGUUGGGGGUGGGGAGUAGGUGGAACAAAAGUUAAAAGAAGAAGAAAAAGAAAAAGAAAAAGAAAAAGAAUAUCAUGAAACUUG